GGUUGUUCCAUGUAAACACACUGUAUCCCACAAUUCACCACAGGUUGAUCAGCAUUGGAAAUGUUAGAACAGCAAAAAGAUUCAAUAAGAGGUUAACAGAAUGUCUUGAUAACUGGAAUUAGUUGGUAAAUUUCUGUGACUUUUGGUGAUAAGAUUUUGCCAUCAAACGAAAUGGCUCACACGACUCAUUCGUCCUUACCAUCAAUCGAAGAACGCAGUGUUACAAAUGCAAAACGUUUCAAGUUUUGCAGAAAUGGGGACAAAAACUUUGGACCUAAAAUGGUCACAUGUAAUGAAAAGAAAGUCAGGAAUUUUGAAAAAUUUCUAGAGCAGCUAACAAAUGAUGUUAAAUUAAACACGGGUGGUUCUGUUUAUCGAGUUUACACACCACGACAUGGAACUAGAGUCACCGAUUUGCAACAUUUUCAGGAAGGAGAGUGUUAUGUGGUUGCUGGAAAAGAAAAAUUUCUUCCUAUGGGAUACACAGCCAUAGAAGGUCAUAGUCCAAGGCCAUCCAAAAUAAAUAAAACCAAUUUUAAUAAUAGGAUUGAACCAGUUUUUCACAGCAAAAUACGACAAGAUGCCAGAUUUAGACAAAGUCAAUCUUUCGCUAGCAAAGCCAAGCGUAUCACGGUUGCUAUUAACAAUGAUGAAAUUGAUCAUCCUCAUGUUAUAUUAAUCCCUGCCAAGAAAGCCAAUGAUCUCCCCAGUAUCAUAGAAACGGUGGCUAAAGACCUGGAGGAGAGGGGUGUUCACCACCGAGUCGAAUAUUUAGUGGACACAGAUUCUGAGGUAGUCUGUACAAAUGCUGAUGAUAUCAUUGAGGAUCACAUAUACGUCGCUUGUAACAAAGCCAGUCGAUAUAAGCACAAGACAUACACCAGGGACGGAAGGAAAAACUUUGUAGUCAUCCCCUCACCACGCCCCCUACAAACCCUUCCUCCCAUUGGUUCCAAAAACUACAAAGGUUCCCCUGACAACUCAGUAGCAUCAAACCCAGAAUAUAGGAGGAAACCCAAUCAAGCUAACGGUGCAAUUCACACAAAGCCACAGAAACAUAAACGUACCCCAGAGAAGAAACCCAAGCAGACAGACUAUGAUAAAGAUGAUGGUGGUGUCUUUAAGGCUAAGGACACAAACAAACACACAAAGGGAGCUAAGGAGGUAGGGGAGACAAAAGAUACACGGACAGACCUCCCCAUAGAUCAGGUCCCCGCGGAGGAGGUGAAGGAUGAAAAGAUCAAAAGUCAGCGAACACCAAAGGCACCCCAGAAUUCUAUGAAAGAUAAAAAUGCAAAAUCUAGUACAAAACCAGACAAAAAGGAAACAACCCAAAAAACCAACAGCAAAACAAACAACAACAACAACAACAAUAAAUCUAAUACAAAUCAGAAAACAGCUGACCAUUCACAUGGUUCAAAGGAUCCUACCCCUAAAAAACAUUCAGGAACGAGAGGAGAGUUCAACAAUGUGUCUCCUCUGCCAGACAUAGGGCAGCAAAACAGGUCCUCAACGCCAGUGGGACGAAAUGGUCAAAUGUCUCCAACUCAGAAAGAGAAAGAUCAGGCUGCAGCAAAAAUACAAGCAAAUUACCGAGGCCAUAAAACAAGGCAAGAACUUGCCAAACAGAAAGAGGAUGCCAACAAAAAAGAUGCUCUGAACAAACCAGCAGAUACCAAAAAGGAUGAUAAGAAGCCAGAUCAGAAACCGAAAGCAGAUACCAAGAAAAAGGAAAUGAAAGAAGAUGAAGCAGCAACGAAAAUUCAAGCAGGAUUCCGGGGACACAAAACUCGCCAAGACCUUAAGAAACAACAAGGAAAUCAACAGGUAAAGGAUGCUAAAAACUCUUCAGUUAAUACAGGUAAGACCACCUCUAAAGGUGGACAGAAACAGAGUGAAGAAGACAAAGCAGCCACAAAAAUACAGGCUGGAUUCAGAGGACACAAAACAAGAAAGAAAUUAGCAGAGAAGAAGGCAGAAGAGGAGGAAUUAAAUCAAGCUGCAACCAAGAUCCAAGCCAACUACAGAGGCCACAAGACAAGGGAAGAACUGAAAAAGAACCAAGCACCUGCCACCAAGACAAAUCAGUUUAAUGAGGAGGAGGAAAAGGCUGCAACCAAAAUCCAAGCUGGCUUUCGAGGUCAUCAAACUAGAAAACAAUUAAAUCAACAGGUAUGUUACCCAGGAGCACCAACUGCAGUUGUUGUUAAGUCUGUUAAACCUAAAUCAUCAAAUUAUCUCAUUAAUAGAAAUGACACUGAAAUAGAAGAUGAAGAAAAUGAAUUGAAAUUAAUUGAGAGAAGGCGUAAAGCUGUUACUGAUAUUCAGGUCUGUGUAAAAGCCUUUUUGAAGCAAAAUUCUAGGUUGUCAUCAGCAUCUUGUCUGUCUCUGGGGUCAAGGAGUUGGUCUGGUUUUUCUCAAAGAGAAGUAGAUUUUGAUGGAGAUAGUGUUGAUGUGGCAAAAUUUAAAGCUAAAAAGAUAUUCAGUGGCUUUGUUACUUUUCUCCAAUCUUCUUUUAGGGCUUCCCUUGUAAGAAAGGCUCAGAGUGAGAAUGAAAGAAUGCUGAAAGAGAGAGAAAUUAAAAUGAUUGAAGAGAGGAGAAAGAAAGCUGUCAGUUUAAUGCAAAGUGCAAGCAGAAGUUUAGUUACUCUUAGUUUGCAGAAAGAAAAGACCAAAGAACAAGAGAUUCUUUUGAAAGAUAUGUCUGAAUGGAGUAGUCAGAAAAUAAGUUCUCUUGCAAUAAUACAGAGAAGAUGCAAAGAAUAUGUUACAAUGCGAAACACAGGUAAGCAUAAAGAAAAAAGAAUUGUGAAGGAUUCGACUGUAAUCCAAUCAAACUUUAGGAUGUUUCUUACAAGAUUGGCACUGAAAAACAGAUUGCUUAGAAAAGAAAUCCUUCAGGUAAGAUCCUUUGCACAGGAAGAAGUUUUCAAUAUAUUCAAGUCCAUGGAAGAGAAGGAGACAGCAGUGAUGAAAAUACAGGCAGGGUAUAGGGGAAUGAAGGUGCGAGAAAGCUUAGUAAAAAUUUCAAUUUCCCAAAGCUUGACAAAGGAAGAUUCACAGGAUGAACAAAGCUAUAGAAUGAAUAAAAUUGUUAAGGACUUGACUUUUAUCCAGUCAAAUUUUAGGAUGUGUCUUACAAGAUUAGCACUGAAAAACCGAUUGAUCAGAAAAGAAAUCCUUCAGGUAAGAUCCUUUGCACAAGAAGAAGUUUUCAAUAUAUUCAAGUCCAUCGAAGAGAAGGAGACAGCAGUGAUGAAAAUACAGGCAGGGUAUAGGGGAAUGAAGGUGCGAGAGAGCUUCAAUAAGAUGUCUGUUCCAACAAGCUUGACAAAGGAUGAUUCACACAAUAUUGAUAAAGUUGGAGAGGGUGGAAAACAGAGUGCUUUAAGGCAGCAUCCUCUAAUACAAAGAAAAAAAUCAGGCAAGGAAAGGGACAUCAUUGAUGCAAAAUAUUUUGAAGCCAUUACAUUCUUACAAGUUAGUGUAAAGAGUUUUUUACAAAACAGAAUGGUUAUGCACACUGUAGAUAAUGUAGAAAAUUUGGUAAAUUUGAAAAAUAUCAAAAGAAGAGAUGAUGGGGAUGGAAAGAGUAUUUCCAUAGUGUUUGAUGAACUGGAACCAAAUGAAAAUCAUGAUGGUGCUGUAUCAAAUAUUGCUUCUGCUCCUUUGGAGAAAGAACUUGUUUCGAUAAACUCUCCAAUUGAAGAACAGGAACGACAUGCAGGAGAUGGUGCAAGUGUUUUAACUGUACCUAUUUCACCAACUGAGAAAAAAGAUGAUGGGGACAGGCAGAGUAAUGCAAGUGCCCACCUUGGAGAUGAUGGUGAUGGGAAAAGUCUCUUUCAGGUGGAUGUAAACAAUACUUUAGAUUCUUCUUUAAAACUGGACAAUGUUGAGGAAAAAAAUCAAAAUAAGAAUUUAGAAGAGAUAGAAAUUGAAAGAGAUCAUGCAGCAUUAAAAAUUCAAUCUGCAUUCAGAUCAUUCCAAACUAGGAAAAGAUUGUUGAACAAUGUUGAAAUUACAGAUAGGUCAAAGGACAAGGGACUUGAAAUGGAGAGAGCAGCUAUUAGAAUACAAGCAUCAUACCGAAGGUACAGUUGUAGAAAGAAAGUUCUAGAAGAACAAAACUGUGAGGAUAACAACACAAACGAUUUUAAAGAAAACGAAGAUGGAGUCACCAACUCGCAAAAUACAGAAUUUGAAGAUGAUGGAGAUGGAAGAAGUCUUCAUAAAAUGAGAACAUUGAGUAGAAAUUCAUACAGCAAGGAAAAGCAAAAAAGUACUAAUAGUCUGAAUGACUCAGUAUUUAGAGAUGACAGUGAUGGCAGGUUUGAACAUAGACAAUCUGCAGGAUCCAGCUUGAAAAAGCAUGGGGCUAGACCCCUGGCAAUGAAGCAAUAUGAACAGGACAUGGCAGCAACUAAAAUUCAGGCAUGUUACAGGGGAUUCGUUGUCAGAAAAUACAGAUCUGCAGACCAGUUAGAAAGUUAUCCCAGAGGGUCUGUUCCAGAGGUGUUUAAUUACGUUUCCAUGGUGGAAAAUGAAAAGGUAAGUACAAAAAAUGAAACAGCAGUAACUCCAGCUCUAUCUGAAGUCUCACAUGAAUCUGAAGAAGAUAUCAAUGUUGUUGACAUCAUGGACAUCAAGCAAAAAGCAGCUUCCAAAAUUCAGGCAUAUUAUAAAGGAUAUCAGUAUAGAAAGAUGACAAGAAAUACAAAGAAACAUGCUGAGCAUGACAAAAACAUUACUGUUUUACAAACUAGUAUUAAAGGUGUCCUAAAAAUCAAAGGAGAUACUUUUGACAAUGCCUCCUUCUCUACAUCACCAUUCUCUCCACGAAUGGACGAGCCUCCAAAGCUUAUAAAGAAUGUAACCAGUAGCUACUCCAAUGAAACAAUGAAAAGACAGAUGACAGUUCCUCAAAUAAUACAGAGAGAUGUGAAUAUAACAUUAAUACAGUCUGCAUCAAGAGGAAUUGUUACAAGAACUUCUAAUCCAGAAGUGGAGAAAUGGAUACCUCAAGAUGGGACUUGGCAGAUUUGGAAUAGGGAUAAAGUAAUCCCAGAAGAUGCAAAGAAAAUUGACAGUGGCAUUUUUAAUUCAGGUACAUUUAUUUUAAAUCAGGAGGAAAGGAAAGACAGUACAAGUCCAGGGGAAUCAAAUCUGUCGUUUACAACUUCAGUUAUAAGACGUAGUCAAAGUGACAUAAAAAGAGAUGUUGAGAGUGACCUUGGUUACAGUAAAUGUUUAAGGAAUGGAGAAAGAGAUCAAGGGAGUAAUGAACAAGAACAGGGGAAAGAUGUAAAGAAUGAAUGUAGUGUGUAUGUUGAUAGUGGGCAAGAGAGUAUUGGGUAUGUUUUGGAGAGAAAAAGGAACUCGGAUUUGAGAAAUGAUGAUGGUGAUGGAAGAAACUUUUCAUCACUUUCUUUAAAAGAAGACUCUAAGAAGGCAGCAACAACAGGAAUGUGUACUCAAGAGAUUAAAAUAAGUGGACAAAAAGAAUUAAGUGAUAAUACAGCUGAAUUUAUUCAUGACAAAAAUGACAGAAUUAAAGAUGAGCAAUAUCAAAGGAAACGCACAGGCCCAGUAAGGGUUGUCCGUGAAAGAAGCCUUGUCAUCACAUCACAUGACAAAGACUCUGAAUCUGCCUCUUUAGAUUACUUGGAUAGUCAUUUGUUUGACAUAACAUACAGAAAUAGAAAACGUCCAAAAUCUUUGGAAUUGAAAAGAACUUUACCCAUUCUUCCAACUCCUUUGAUAUUUAGAUCCAAAACGGAAGUUGUCCACUGCAAAGGAACUGAGAGGAAAUUUUUUUCAGAGGAAAUGGUUGCAUUUUCAUUUCCAAGGAGAAUGAGAACAAGUUUAAUUGCUAAUGAUCCUGAUUUUGAGAGUCUUCCAAGUAUACAAUCAAGAUCUCAAUCAAGUGCUAGUAGGUCUCUGUACUUCGAUAACUCUGACUUGUUUAAGGACAAUGAGGAAUGCAGUAGAAGAAAGGCAUCACCUGCAAUUUCAGAACCUGUGGCUAAAUAUCCAUCAAAGGAAAAACUUGAUGGGGAAUUUAAAAAGGGCUCUACAUCUAAUCUGGGAAAUAAGCAGGUCUCGUUUCAUCUGCCUGAGGAAAGAAAGAAUGAAGAUAAAAAUGCAGACUUGGUAAGAAAGCAAAAUGAAUAUGGUGUAAACAAAAAUGAGGAAAGUGAGAAAGUGAAAGACUUUAUCGGAAAGGAAUUAAAUGAUAUGAAAGAGAAUGAAAUGGCGAUUGUGGUAAAACCCAGUACAAAUGACAGAGAGGUAAGUUCUACUAGAGAAAGUGCAAGAUCAGAUGAUGCAGACGUUUUGGGAAAUGUAAGUAGAAAUAAAAGUGAGAAUGAUUUGAAAUUUGACAAUGAGAUUGAAACUGGAGAGAAUGCUAGUGUGACAACUGCAAGGGGAACCCCUACUGAAGAACAAAAUCUUCAAUCUAGGUGUAGUAGUAUUGUAAAUUCUAACAGAUCCAAUAGUGGGAAAACUGUAUUUAGUGAUGAUGGCAAUGGUAGUAUGAAUAGAAUGAGAGUUAGUAUGAAGACUGGAGAAAUUAAUGAGGUAGGGUUGCAAAAAUCUGACACAAAUAGACCCACAGAGAUGUCUGGUGUAACUUCAGAGAGCUGUAUAAUCAACAAUGACAAUCCAGUAUUAAAUGUUGACGAAAGUGGUACAGUAGAAAAAGUUAAUGCAGGUGUUGUAGGGGAAGAAAAAGAUAGACCUAUUGAUGUUAAUUUAGAUGAUUGUACAGUAAAAGGUGACAAUCCAACAGCAACUGAUGAUGGGGAUGGGAGUAGAAAAAGAAUCCAUGAUACUGUUAUUGAUUGUAAGACUGAGAAAGAGAAGGAGAACAAAGAAAGUGAGGUUAAUUCAAAAAGUCUCAGAAUAAAUUCAGGUCAUACAUUGUUCAGUGAUGAUGGGGAUGGAAAGGCCAAGGUUAAGGCAAUUGGAAUUGGAAAUAGAUUUCCAGAAAAGGUCAGUGGAGAAUCCAUGGAUUCUCAACAGAUAAGUGCUGAUAUGUCAGGUGGGACUAGAAUCAGCAGUGGGACCCCUGUUCAUAGUGAUGAUGGGGAUGGAAGGGCAAUUCAGGGUAGGUCUAUCACAAUUAGGGGCAUUAAAGGAUCCAUCAUUCCCCAUCCCACCCCUUCUCAAGAUGUACCUAUCCCAGUCAAAAGAGAAGACAGGUAUGAUGUAGAUGCUAUUGACAGCCUUACUCAAAUGUGACCCAAAAAAAGUACAAAUUGCUUUCUAAAUUUUUAUUUUGUAUGUCAGUAAUGGCUUUACAAAAAAUAGUUUUACAUGAGUUUUAUAGGGUUUUGUUUCAUUGUCAAUGUUCUGAGAUAUUUUGAUUGCAAAUUGCACCUUGUUUUUUCUGCAACUUAUGCACAAACUCAACUUACACAUAGGAUUUUAAUAUUUUUAUGUUGUAAUUUUAAUAUGGUAUUUUGUAGAUUGCAUGAGCUUGUAAAGUUUUUCGUUAAUUCUAGGCUUUUUAUAUACUUUUAUAUAAACAAAUGUUAUUGAAUAUAAAUU
Saccostrea cuccullata (small rock oyster) is the source of this 7554-nucleotide messenger RNA. RefSeq lists its product as uncharacterized. NCBI's taxonomy places the organism in Eukaryota, Metazoa, Mollusca, Bivalvia, Ostreida, Ostreidae. The coding region runs from base 172 to 7245 and encodes 2357 amino acids. Gene Ontology annotation, cellular component: spindle pole. Gene Ontology annotation, molecular function: calmodulin binding. The record is from RefSeq and is a predicted model, not a curated record. Gene Ontology annotation, biological process: establishment of meiotic spindle localization; intracellular signal transduction; mitotic cell cycle. The transcript is spliced from 12 exons.